AUGGUUGCAGAUGAUUUGUUUGGUUCCCCUAACCUGCAAUGUGGCAGGUCAGGGGAGGACACGCGGGGGGUCAGGGGAGGAGACGCGGGGGGUCAGGGGAGGAGACGCGGGGGGUCAGGGGAGGAGGGGAAGAGACGCGGGGGGUCAGGGGAAGAGGCGCGGGGGGUCAGGGGAAGAGGCGCGGGGGGUCAGGGGAAGAGGCGCGGGGGGUCAGGGGAAGAGGCGCGGGGGGUCAGGGGAGGAGGCGCGGGGGGUCAGGGGAGGAGGCGCGGCGGGUCAGGGGAGGAGACGCGGCGGGUCAGGGGAACCGUCGCGGCGGGUCAGGGGAAGAGACGCUGCGGGUCAGGGGAACCGGCCCCGCGGGUCAGGGGAGGAGGCACGGGUCAGGGGAAGAGACGUGGCGGGUCAGGGGAAGAGACGCUGCGGGUCAGGGGAACCGGCCCCGCGGGUCAGGGGAGGAGGCACGGGUCAGGGGAAGAGACGUGGCGGGUCAGGGGAGGAGGCGUGGCGGGUCAGGUGAGGAGGCGUGGCGGGUCAGGGGAGGAGGCGCGGCGGGUCAGGGGAGGAGGCGCGGCGGGUCAGGGGAGGAGGCACGGCGGGUCAGGGGAAGGGUUAGCUAAAACGCUACAGUUGUCAAUAGCUGUUGUCCUCACUGGAGUCCUGUUCUAA
Molecule: messenger RNA, 669 nt
Organism: Oncorhynchus mykiss (rainbow trout)
Lineage: Eukaryota; Metazoa; Chordata; Actinopteri; Salmoniformes; Salmonidae
Source: RefSeq, a predicted model, not a curated record